Molecule: messenger RNA, 4252 nt
Organism: Drosophila grimshawi
Lineage: Eukaryota; Metazoa; Arthropoda; Insecta; Diptera; Drosophilidae
Gene: Pkc98E
Product: protein kinase C
Exons: 11
Coding region: 619-2847 (742 amino acids)
Biological process (GO): protein phosphorylation
Molecular function (GO): ATP binding; diacylglycerol-dependent serine/threonine kinase activity
Source: RefSeq, a predicted model, not a curated record
ACUGACCUAUGUAAUUGUCAAAGGCAAAGGCGAGCGAGAGGCGAUAAAUAAUUUUUAAUUUUACUUCGACUAACCGUUCGCGAAAUGAAAUUCUAUUGUCGAAAAAUGUUGGAAAGUGUGUUUGUAUGAGAAAUAAGUGUAAACACAUUGCCAUUGUCCAAGCUAAAUGCAAAUUCCUUGAAUAUUUCCAAUUGGAAUUUUGUGCAAACAGGGUGUCUGUUCGCGUAUGUGUGUGUGCGUGUGUGUGCUUGUGCCUGUGUAUGUGCCAUCCUUAAUUUUUUCGCACAUAUGUAUGUAUGUAGCUGAACAUUUUUCUCUAAUAUACCAACAAUCGAGAGCGAGCGCACACACAGCGAGAGCAAAGAGAGCAGCACGGCGCACAGCCACAGCCACGGUACCCUUGCGAGAAAAGUACAACUCCAACCACCUCUAAUUGGCAGAGAUCGAGUGAGCGACAUCGUUUUUGUAACCACCGCAGCUGCAUUCACGCGGCGUAGCCGACUACUCCUGCCAAUAACCAGAUCGCAACACCAAUAACAACAUCAAGAUCAACAAGAAGAGCACACAACAACUUAGCACAACACACGACGCACACGUGCAGCUGAAACAAUCAGCGAAAUGUUUACGGGUAAACUGCAGAUCAAGGUUUGCGAGGCGAGCGGCCUGCGUCCAACAGAUUUCCAAAAGCGCCACAAUUUAACAUUUGGCAAAUUGGCCGAUGAGCAACUCAUCGAUCCUUACGUGUCCAUAGAUGUCGACGAGAGUCAUUUUGAUCGCUCGACAACAAGACCAAAGACGUUCGAUCCGGUAUGGAACGAACAGUUCGUCCACGACGUCAACAAUGCGCGCAACAUCAAUUUAACUGUUUUUCAUGAUGCCGCCCUGCCGCCGGAUGAUUUUGUCGCCAAUUGCAUUAUUCCAUUUGAGGAUCUAAUUCAGAGCGAGUCCGGAGUUCCGGAUCUAUGGAUUAACCUGGAGCCACAAGGCAAAAUUCAUGUCAUUAUCGAUCUGAAGAACCGCAAUGGUAGGCAUGAGCAUUAUGAUCAAGCUAAAGUUGACGCCGAGGUGGAGAAGACUGUGGCCGUUAACAAGGAGUUCAAAGAACGUGCCGGAUUCAAUCGACGCCGUGGUGCUAUGCGCCGUCGUGUGCAUCAGGUCAACGGGCAUAAGUUUAUGGCUACAUUCUUGCGGCAACCGACCUUCUGUUCACAUUGUCGUGAAUUUAUUUGGGGAAUUGGUAAACAAGGCUAUCAAUGUCAAGUCUGCACCUUAGUUGUACAUAAAAAAUGCCAUCUGUCAGUGGUCUCCAAGUGUCCUGGCAUGCGCGAUGAGCAGCUAGCCAAAGUGGAAGUGGUGCCGGCCGGCCAGAGAUUCAAUGUGAAUGUGCCGCAUCGGUUUAUGGUGCACAAUUAUAAGCGAUUUACAUUCUGCGAUCAUUGCGGUUCGCUGCUCUACGGACUCAUCAAGCAGGGACUGCAGUGCGAGACAUGUUACAUGAACGUCCACAAGCGGUGCCAGAAGAAUGUGGCCAACACGUGCGGCAUCAAUACCAAGCAAAUGGCCGAGAUACUCAGCUCGCUGGGCAUCUCGCCAGAUAAGCAGGGGCAGCAGCCGCGACGCUCCAAAUACUUGAGUCAACCCGGUGGCGAGGAUAAUUAUGGCGCCUCGCUGGGAGGCGAGGGUGGCGACAAUGUGCCGGGCGCCUCAUUUCGCAGCAGCGCAUUGUCGGUCGACAGUUUGGCCACGUCGACGACUACGCUGACCAGCGGCUACAAUAGCAGCAGCUGCAUGAGCAUAACCGUGGGCGCUGGAGGAGGUUCGCGACCUGGCAAAUGCUCACUGCUUGACUUUAACUUUAUCAAGGUGCUGGGCAAGGGAUCGUUUGGCAAGGUGAUGCUAGCCGAGAAGAAGGGCUCCGAUGAGAUUUAUGCCAUUAAAGUGUUGAAGAAGGAUGCGAUCAUCCAGGACGAUGAUGUCGACUGCACAAUGACAGAAAAACGCAUCCUGGCCCUGGCCGCCAAUCAUCCAUUUCUCACGGCGCUACAUUCGUGUUUUCAAACUCCAGAUCGAUUGUUCUUUGUCAUGGAGUAUGUGAACGGUGGUGAUCUAAUGUUUCAAAUACAAAAGGCGCGUAGAUUCGAGGCGGCCCGGGCCGCAUUCUAUGCGGCGGAGGUGACGCUCGCCCUGCAGUUUCUGCACACCCAUGGUGUCAUCUAUCGCGAUCUGAAGCUGGAUAACAUACUGCUCGACCAGGAGGGCCAUUGUAAGCUCGCUGACUUUGGCAUGUGCAAGGAGGGCAUCAUGAACGGCAUGCUGACCACGACAUUCUGUGGCACACCCGACUACAUCGCUCCCGAGAUACUCAAAGAGCAAGAGUACGGCGCCUCUGUCGACUGGUGGGCGCUCGGCGUACUCAUGUAUGAGAUGAUGGCCGGUCAACCGCCAUUCGAGGCUGACAAUGAGGAUGAACUUUUCGACUCGAUCAUGCACGAUGAUGUGCUCUACCCGGUCUGGUUGUCCCGCGAAGCCGUGUCCAUUUUGAAGGGCUUUCUCACCAAGAAUCCUGAGCAGCGUUUGGGCUGCACCGGCGAUGAGAAUGAAAUCCGCAAGCAUGCUUUCUUCAAUAAACUAGACUGGAAGGAGCUGGAGAAGCGGAACAUAAAACCACCAUUCCGACCUAAAAUGAAAAAUCCACGGGAUGCCAACAAUUUUGAUGCCGAAUUUACCAAAGAGGAGCCGGUGCUAACACCAAUUGGUAAUGAUGUCAUCGUUUGCAUUAAUCAGGACGAGUUCGCCGGCUUCUCAUUUGUCAAUCCCAAAUUUGGGCCAGAGCGCAAGGUGUUUUAAUGCGGCGUCCUCUGGAUGAUUGGAUGGAUAUGCGCUUGAUGUUAGCGGGAGAUCGACCAGCAAACUUGGAUAAGUCGAAAUUUGAAGCACAGGGCAAUUUGUUGUCGGGUUUUAAAUGGUUGCAGCCCUAUGCGACUAUCUCUUACCCCAUUCCUAGACCUAGCUUAUCCCUAGCUCUUAAACCUAAAACUUUGCUUCCGUUGAACAAUUUGUUUGAACGCUUUAUUGUUGUCUGUUUCCAGUUGUCGUCUUUUAUCAUUUUAAAGUUAUUUGUUUAUUCGUUUUAAGUUAUCUGUUGGAAUUUACAAAAGCGAAACUCUUUAAAAAAAAAAAAACAAGAAAACAAAAAAAAUCACAACUAAAAAGCAAUUGCAUAAAGAAAAUGAUUGGAGAGAUCGCAAUUUAUAUAUAGAUAGAAACGAUUAUAUAUCACGUAUUCGGGAAGCGCGUAGAAAAUCCUACAGUCGUCAACUACGACCAGUGCCAAUAAACAAUUAACUAUAAAUUGUAUGCAUAGACGUACGCACACACACACACAACCACACAUGAGUACAAACACACACACCCAUACACACACACACGAAAUUAUUGUUAUGAAUUUGUUUAUAUUAUUCAUAUAUUAUUUAUCGCUGUCUAUCAGUCUAUUUUAAAAUCCUUUGCUUUUGCUCGUGUUAAUGCUCAAAGCUAGGCGCUAUUUUUGCAGCUUACCCAACCUAUACCCCAGUACGAUAUAACAUUAAUAUUAUUACGUUGAUUGCCCAAAAAAAAAGAAAGAGAAAUCAACAAAGAAGCCCUGAUCUAGUCAAUGUUGUUGCAAAUGCAGCGCCAUGUUUUUUGUUAUUAGUUUUUUAUUUAUUAACGUGCCGAAUCUCAAGUUUCGCACCCAAAUGCAGACAACAUCGCAACAGCGCUGUCCACAGCGAAUCUCAAGAGAAUGUCACAACAGGCAAUAAAAUAAGCCGUCUGUAUACACACACACACACACGCACACACACAGGCACACACACAAAGACAAAUACACGCACACAGACAGACAGACAGACAGACACACAAGAAAAUACGAUUAAAAUAUAUUAACUAACUUAAUGCGUAUUCGAACUCUUGCACAAUUUCCUUCUCAAGUAUUAAAGCGAUAUUAUUUUAAAAUUAACUUAUUGUUAUACAUACAUACAAACAUAAUAUUAUAACAACAAAAUGAAAUACAAAUUAUAAAUAAAUAAAAAUGCAAUAAAACCAAAAAAAAAAUAUGCAAACACAAGCAACAAAAACACACACAAAAACAACACAAAUGCAGAAAAUAAAACAAUAACACUAAACUAAAAAAAAAAGAAAAAAAGGAGAAAAAACACAAAGCUUAGUCGUAAGAUGAGAGCAAACUUUCAAGUAAAACAAAAACAUUUCUAAA